Cynara cardunculus var. scolymus (artichoke) is the source of this 843-nucleotide messenger RNA. Its product is annotated as 60S ribosomal protein L18-3. Bases 78 to 641 code for a protein of 187 amino acids. Gene Ontology annotation, molecular function: RNA binding; structural constituent of ribosome. NCBI's taxonomy places the organism in Eukaryota, Viridiplantae, Streptophyta, Magnoliopsida, Asterales, Asteraceae. The transcript is spliced from 5 exons. Gene Ontology annotation, biological process: translation. The record is from RefSeq and is a predicted model, not a curated record. Gene Ontology annotation, cellular component: cytosolic large ribosomal subunit; ribosome.
GUUCAUAAACCCUAACUUGUUUUCCUUUCCUCUUCGUUACCACAUUUUUUUUGCAGGUACAAGCAGCCGUCGCCGUCAUGGGUAUAGAUCUUGUUGCUGGUGGAAAAAGCAAGAAGACCAAGAGAACUGCACCUCGGUCUGAUGAUAUCUACCUUAAGCUUCUCGUCAAGCUUUAUCGGUUUUUGGUGAGGAGGACAGGAAGCAACUUCAAUGCGGUGAUCCUGAAGAGGCUUUUUAUGAGCAAAGUGAACAAACCGCCAAUUUCUCUCUCUCGCUUGAUUCGUUACAUGUCUGGCAAGGACGACAAGAUUGCUGUGAUUGUUGGUACAGUCACCGAUGAUGUCAGGGUGCAUGAAAUCCCUUGUAUGAAGGUCACUGCUUUGAGGUUUAGCGAGACUGCAAGGGCUAGGAUCGAGAAGGCUGGCGGAGAAUGUUUGACUUUUGAUCAACUUGCUCUCCGAGCUCCUCUUGGGCAGAACACGGUUCUACUUAGAGGUCCAAAGAAUUCCCGUGAAGCGGUGAGGCACUUUGGAAAGGCACCUGGUGUGCCACACAGCCAUACGAAGCCAUACGUGCGAGCCAAUGGUAGGAAAUUUGAGAAGGCUAGAGGACGAAGAAACAGCAGAGGCUUCAGAAACUAAUCAUUCAUCAUCAAUGGUGGGAGUGCUUCAAGUGAUGGUUAACUUCUAUAAUCUUGCUUCUAUGCUGCUGUCUUUUUGAAUUAAGAUAUGAUGAAAAUUUUGGUGUUAGCAUCUUUCCUUUUUUGUAGCAGGGAGUUUUGAGUUCUAAAUUAUCAUAUCCACAUUUCUUGAAUGGAGAUUAAAUUUGAUAUUUUGGUUGCUA